AUGGAACUGUACGGAGAGUUGUACGACUAUGAUGAUUUAUUUUUUAACGAGAACAAUGUUACCUCGAGGGAGGAAGCGUUUUAUGAAGAAAAAGAUUAUUUUGUCGAUGAGAUGAAUUACAGUAAUAAGUUUAUAAACAGUUACAAAAAUACAGAAAAUGAGAAUUAUUUGAAAAGUAUUGAAAUAGAUAUAAAGAGCAAUUUAGAAAAAGUGUCUACAAAAUACUUAUUUUUAUAUAUUAAUAAAUUUAAGGAAAAGAAUAUAAAGAAGGAAAACAAUUUGUAUGUUUUAAAUAUGUACGAUAUACAUUUAAAAAAAGAUAAGCUCAACGUGUUGGAAACAGAGAACAAUAUCGUGGAGUACUGUUUGACAGAGUUAAUAAAUGGAGGUAGAAAGAGUAACGUAAAGGGGGGUCUAAAAAAGGGCAUCAUGUAUUAUGAUAGUACUGUCCAGUUAGGGUGUUCACAUAUUGGAAAUGAGGAUGAUGAGGAGGAGCACGAACAGGAAAAGCUAGGUUAUGAGGAGGAAGAACAGGAUUAUGAUGUGGGUGAGGUUAAAGCACGUGGGUAUGGUAAAGAGCAGAGCAGCGAUGAAGAUGAAAAUAACAGUAGCAAUGGCAGUGCGCGCACGAAGGAGUACUACUUGCGCAGAAUUUACCAAGUUGUUCUGAAGUACUUCCCGUUCAGCUUCAAGCUGUGGUAUAACUACAUAAGAGAUAGCAUAGAGAUGAUAAAGGAUGUCUAUUACGAUAACAGAAGAGAAUAUGAACAAGUGAAUGCGAUUUUUGAAAAGUGUCUAUUAUAUAUGUACCAUUUUAAGUCCAUCUAUAUUAUGUACAUUCAAUUUUUAUAUAUUCAAAGGAAAGUUCAAAAGAUAAGAGAAGUAUUCAAUCGCUCUUUACAGAAUGUUUUUUUAAAUCAACAUGAAGAUUUAUGGUUUUAUCAAUUAGAAUAUAAUGAGAAAAUAAACAAUAAGUUAAUUAAUUAUGAAUAUAUUAAAAGAUAUAUAACAAUUUAUCCUGAACAAGUCAUAUUUUUAUUUGAUCAUUAUGUAAAAUAUAAAAUGUAUAAACAUGCAAUAGGUACUUUUUUUUAUAUACUUAAUUGUGAAGAGGAGACGUUAGAUUUAGGAAAUAAAUCAAAAUAUGAUUUAUAUAAAGAAAUAUUUAAUUUAAUUAGUUCAGCUAAAGUUUUAAAUAAUGACGUUAUGGAAAUUUUGAAAAAAAAUAUAAAUAUUUUUAAAAAUUAUGAAAAUGUUACAUCUAUUUUCAUUCUAUUAGCAAAUAAUUAUGUGUACGAGGGUAGAUGGAAUAAGGCUAUGGAUUCAUAUGAAGAGGGGAUAUCAGAAUGUUACACAGUUAAUGACUUUUCAAUUCUUUUUGAAAACUACAUUGAAACGUUGAAGGUGUUGAUAGAUUUGAAAAUAAAUCAACAAGAGGAAAAAAGGAAUACUAGCACAAGUGAUUUAUAUGUUGAAGAGGAGAAAGAAGCAAUAGACAAUGAACUAAUUUCAGAGGGAAUAAAACCAAAUGAUGAUUUUGUAAUCGAUUUGUAUAUGGAAAAAAUAAACUACCUUUUGGAUGUAAGGAAAAUAUUUAUAGCUGAUAUUAAACUGAAAAACAAUAAAAAUAAUGUGUACAUAUGGUUAAGCAAAAUUGAUGCAGUUGCAAAUGAUACUGAUAAAGUAGAUCUCUUCAACAAGUGUUUAAUACAUUUUGAGCAUAAUGAAUACAUAGGGAGAUUGAGUGAUGUAUAUAUUAGUUAUGCAUACUACUAUUAUAACAGGAACAAAUAUGACGAAUCUGUAAAGGUUUUCCAUAGAGCUAUAAAAGAAAAAAAUUUCAAAAAUGUCAACGAAAUGGCAAAUAUAUUUUGCUCAUGGGUUGAACUAGAAUUACUGCAAGCAAAUUACAAGGAAGCGUUGAAUGUAGCCAGGUUGGCUAUUGAUAUUGGCAGAGGAAAAUCCUUUAAAGGGAAAGCAGAAAAUGGAACUACAUUUAAUGUGCACAAUACUAGUAGAAGCGGGGAAAACAAUGCAAUCAGUAUUUACAGUAGAGGUCUACGGGACAGUACUGAUGGCGAUGUGCUCGCACAUACCGAGUUUAACCUUCUAAACUCAACCAAAUUGAUGUGCUUAAUUCUUGAUAUGGAAAUAAAUUACGGCACAGUUGAAACGUCCAUAAGCAUGUUUGAUGUUUUGUAUCAUGCAAAAAGUAUUACUGUGAAAAUGGUUUUGUCCUUUGCUAAUUUUCUGUACACACAUAAAUACUUUAAUGAAUGUUUUAAAAUUUACGAGAAAGCUAUUUCUAUAUUUCACUACCCUUAUUUAUACCCCAUUUAUGCCAAUUAUAUUAAUAAAUACAUUGAGAGAUAUAAAGACAAAAAUAUUUCAUAUGUGCGUGAACUGUUUAAACAAGCUAUUUAUGGUAUUGACAACAAAACGUAUAUUCCAAAAGAAUUUGCUAAGUAUAUUUUUUUCAUGUAUGCUUUAUUUGAAGAAAAUUAUGGCUUUUUGAAGAAUUCACUGAGUAUUUAUAAAGAGGCUAUUCCCUUUCUGGAGGAAAAGGACAAAGCUACAUUUUAUAAGAUGUUCAUUUGGAAGAUAUCCAAAUCCUAUGGAGUUCACAAAGCCAGGGAAGCAUUUGAGGAGGCUAUUCAAACGCUAAAGGAUGACGAUUUUACUAAUCCAUUGGCCUAUUCGAAGUUUUACCAGGUUGCAAACCUUGACACAAUGAGCGUUAAGAUUGAUUGGAGAGAAUUUGAAGCAUUGCAUGGAAACGAGCACACCUUCAGAGACAUGAUAAGAAUAAAAAGAAGCGUCCUAAGCAUAUUUACGAGUUCGCACAGGGGAGUUAAGGAGAUAGAAAAAGACGAAAACUCGAACUUGAACGUAAUAGAAAACACGAAGAGGAUACUGCAGGAAAUGAUUGAAAAUGAAGAGAGGCUUCAAAAAAAAAUUAAAAAUGGCUAA
Plasmodium malariae is the source of this 2970-nucleotide messenger RNA. It is a transcript of the gene XAB2, whose product is annotated as pre-mRNA-splicing factor SYF1, putative. Gene Ontology annotation, biological process: mRNA splicing, via spliceosome; generation of catalytic spliceosome for first transesterification step. The coding region runs from base 1 to 2970 and encodes 989 amino acids. The transcript is spliced from 5 exons. Gene Ontology annotation, molecular function: protein binding. The record is from RefSeq and is a predicted model, not a curated record. Lineage: Eukaryota; Apicomplexa; Aconoidasida; Haemosporida; Plasmodiidae. Gene Ontology annotation, cellular component: U2-type catalytic step 2 spliceosome; Prp19 complex; post-mRNA release spliceosomal complex.